Messenger RNA from Plasmodium relictum, 2613 nucleotides. RefSeq names its product conserved Plasmodium protein, unknown function. The record is from RefSeq and is a predicted model, not a curated record. Lineage: Eukaryota; Apicomplexa; Aconoidasida; Haemosporida; Plasmodiidae. The transcript has 2 exons. Bases 1 to 2613 code for a protein of 870 amino acids.
AUGAAAUUUAUUAACUUUUCUUUUAUUUUUAAUAAAAGAAAUUUCAGUAAAUACAAUUUUUUUAUAUCAAUAAGAAAAGGUGGAGAGUCCAUUUUAAAAAAUGAUAUAAAAUAUAUAUACGUAAAAGAUUUAAUAAAGUAUGAAAAACAAAGAAACAAUAUUAAUAAAGAAAAAAAAGUAAAACAUUUAAUUAAAUUAACCAAAACAAAUGGUGGAAUACAAUUAAAAUGCUCAUUAUCUUUAAUUUAUUUAUUAUCACUUAAGUGUAGAUAUGCUGAAAGUAUAUGGCUGAAUUUGGCAAAAAAUAAAAUGUGUAAUUCUUUAAAUUGUUUAGAAAAUAUUAUCCUGAAUAUUGAUUGGAAUAAAGUCCUUAACUGUAGUGAUUUAAUAAAUAUUCCACUGAAAAUUAUAUGUAUUAACUCGAAAUUAUUUGAUACUAAAAGCAUUAAAAAUACCAUAUACAAAUGUUUAAAUAUUAUAAUAGAUCGUUGCAAGAAUAUUACACAAGAUUUAAAUGAUAGUGCUACCGAUAUAAAAAGCUUAAAUAAUAAAAAUAUAAAUGUAAAUAAAUUUAGUAAUAAUUCAACGGACACAACUACCUUAAAUAGUUAUAGUGAAUAUAAAAAUAAACUAAGAGAAGAUAAUAUGAAUAUGAAAAAAUUAAAUAAUAAUGAAAAAACUGAAAUGGGAGUACAUGAUAAUUUAUAUAAUGUUUGGAAUCUUUUAGCAGUUCAUAUUGAAAAUAAUAUUUGUAAUGUUGAUAUAAAAUUUACGGGAAAACUAUCUCCUAGAUUUUAUGAAUAUGGUUAUAUUAAAGAAUUGGAAAAUGUAAAGAACAUAGAAAAGUAUCAGAAUUUAAAUUUUUUUUCUCUUUUUAAUAAUAACCAUAAAAUAAAUGACGAAAAAAUAAAAAAUAUUGUAAAUGAGAAUGUCCCAUUCUGGUCUAUAUGUGAAGAAAAAAAAAAAAUUCAAAAUGAUCAUCAAAAUGUUGAAUUAAAUACUGAAAAAAAUCAUUAUAAAUAUAAUUUUUUUUCAAAUACGUUAGGAAAAAGAGUUUCUGAUUGGGCAUUUGAUAAUACUACAUUACUAUUAUCACAAAUAAAAAAGAAAGAACUAAAAAAUUAUGAAACAUAUUCAGAGGAAAAUAAGCAACAAUAUUCUAUUUUUAACGAAGAAAAAAAAAGAGAAAACGAAAAAUCCAUGAAUUAUAUAUUAGAAAAUGAAAAUAUGCAGUUAAAUAAUUAUAUUAGCAAUGAAAUACCUAUGAAUAAAUUUAAAGAAGAAAAUGUAUUUUUGGAAAUUUCACAUAAUUCCAUUAACAAAUUUCCUAUAAAAAAUAGAGAGGAAAAAGAACAAUGCGAAAAAAUAAAUAGACCAUAUAUAGAAACAAAAGAAAUAGAUAAAAAUAAUGUUGUUAAUUAUUUAAAAAAUAUGGAAAUAAAAAGAAUGAAUUAUUACAAUAAUAACUUUUUUUUAAGUGAUGAUUGUUAUGAUUCCUCUAGUUGUAUUUAUUCUUUGGUUAUUUCAAAAUGUCUAAAAAAUAAAAAAAAAAUUAAUAUUAUAUGGGAUCCUUUUUGCAGUAAUGGUAAUUUAAUUUUUGAAUUGCUUAAUUAUUUUUUAAAUUUUCCAUUAUAUAAUGAAAAAGAAAUUUUGCCCUUUAUGAAUUUAAAAAUAUUUAAUAAAGAAGAAUUUUUAAAUAUUUAUAAUUAUGCCUUAAAUGAUUUAAAUAAUAAUUAUAGCAAUAUGCAUUUAAUAGGUAGUGAUAAUAGAAGUAUUAUGAUAGCUCAAUGUAAGAAAAAUUUAGUUAGGUAUUCAUUAUAUUAUGCAGGCAUCUUAAGGAAAAUAAAAUUAGAAAACAAUAAAAAAAAAGAACCAAAGAAUUUUAUAUAUUCAAAUGAAAUAAAAAAAAAUUCUUUUUUAAAAAACGUUUUAAAAGAGAAUAUUAAAGAGGAUGAAGAUGAGGAAGAAAUAGAAUAUGACGAAGAGAUAUUUUAUGAUGAUAAAUUAGAUAUUAAUUUUGUAAAAGAUUUAGAUCAAUUAUAUAAUAUAGAAAAAGACAACAAGAAAAAAGAAAUUCUAGAUAAAAAAAAAAAGACAAAAAUGAAAAAUGAAGAGAAAAAAAAAGAGAUAGAAAUGAAAAAUGAAGAAUUAAAAGUAAAAAUACCUGAUAUUGAAACCAUAUCAAUUUCUACUGAAGAAGAUAAAAAAUAUAAUUUAAAUUUUCCUUUUGAUAUAUCAUUUCAUAAAGCUCAUUUUUUUAAUGUAGCACCUUUUAUAAAAAAUGCUAUGAUAAUAACAAAAAUUCCACAUUUUAAUUUUUCAAAGGAAUUAGGUAUUAGUAAAAAAACACUUACAUUAUAUGAGCAAUUUGAUCAGAUGUUAUGCUCCAAAAAUGACUGGUUAGGUGUUUAUGUUUUAAUUAGAAACAAAGUUUUUUUAAAUAAAUCAAAAUUAGAAUGGAAUAAAAUAUUAUCAAUAAAUGAUUCAAAAGGAAGACAGUUAACUCUGUUAAGCUGGUCAGGUAGAAAAAAAAGUUUAUAUUCGCUAUCUGCAGAAAAUGAUAGAUUAAAAGAAUUAGAAAGAUUCAGUGAAAAAUUAAAAUUUGGUAUUUAA